CUUUCUUGCCAUUGAACUUCCACCUGUCACCUUCGCCAAGAUCACAUUGAUGGAAGGUCGUUGGUGAUCCGUCGUCCACCACAGCUUAUUCCUCGUUAUACCACAGCAGCGUCGAGGCUGCUAACCCCCUGCGCACCAUGGCGGAGACUGCUGCAAAGCCGGCGGACAAGCCCAGCGUGGUCAAGCCAGAGCGACCUGACGAAGAAGCCUACAAGACCAACCUCGCGAAGGCUGAGAAGGAACUUCAAGCUGCUGAUACAAAGCAGAAAGCCGCUCGCGCCAAGGUCGACAAUGCGAGAGCAGGCAAAGACUCGCCAUCGAGCAAGCGCAGGGCUGAACUGCUCGCCGAGCUGAGCCAGAUUCGCAGCCAGCAGGCGUCCAGCAAAACAGGUCGCAACGAAAUCCAAAGCAACAUCAAGCGCCUCGACGAGCAGCUCAAGAGCCGCAUCACAGAGCAGAAGACCGCUCGCGGCAAGAUCCCGUACAAGAGCGCAGAUGAGGUGGAUCAGGAGAUCACUCGCUUGCAGAAGCAGGUCGACGCGGGCACUCUUAAGAUCGUUGACGAGAGAAAGGCGCUGGAUGAGAUUUCCAAGCUCAACCGUGUGAAGAAGAGCUUCUCCGGCUUCUCAGACGGUCAAAAGGCCAUCGAUGAUCUCAAGGCCAAGAUCGCAGAGGAGCGCAAGAAGCUCGAGGACCCCGAGACGAAAGCACUGUCCGAUCGCUACACCGCUAUCCAGGCCGAGCUCGACCAAAUGAAGGCUGAGCAGAACGAGGCCAAAUCCAAUCUCGAUUCGCUUUUCGCAGAGAAGAAGAAGGCAGAAGAAGAACGACAGAAGAAGUACCUCGCUCUAAAGGAACUUAAGGAUGCCUAUUUCUCGCAGCGCCGUGCUGCCAGGGACUAUGAGCAAGAGGCCAGACGUAUCCGUGACGAGAAGAGACAAGCCGAGAACGAUGCCUAUCACCGUGGCAGGCGACAGGAAGCUGCCAAGGCCAAACUCGAUGAUGCCAGCGCGCCCGCCUACGACGAAGAGAUCCGCAUCGCACGGUCCGUUCUCAGCUACUUCGACCCAUCAUCCGUUGCGAAGCAGGAGGCUGCAGGCCCCGGAAAGUUUGCCGCCCAGGCAAGCAGAAAGAUUGACGACUCCGCAAUCAAGGGUACUGCCCUCAAGAAGAAGGGUGAUGACGACGACGACAACUACUUCGUGGGCGGCGGCGGCAAGAAGAAGAAGAAUCGCAAGGCUGCUCCAGCAGCUUCGGCCGAGAAGUUCAACCUGGAUGUUGGCACCCUCGACAGCCUUGCGCGCAUUAGGAUUGACCCACCAAUGUCGCAAGCAGAUGUUCCAGGCGUCGUUGAGAAGAUCAAAGAGAAGCUUGCCUUCUGGAAGGAAGACCAGGACCGCAAGACGAAGGAGAACAUCGCCAAUGCUCAGGCUGAGAUUGACAAGCUCGAAGCGGAGGCCACUGCUGAUGCUUCCGCUGCUAACUCGAAGAAAGAAUCCCGCAAGCCCGCUGCCGAGAAGCAAGUUAACGGCUCCGCCUCUGCCGGUGCCGAGAAGGAUGUCGCUGACGCUGCACAAGAGCUCGAAAAGGCCAAAAUAGAUGAUGAGACUGAGACCACCACGAAGGGAUCUCAAGAUGCAUAGGGUGCACUACAAAGCGCGCCCUCCGAGCUUGCUUAUGAGGCACCAUCGGGGUGCAAAUUUGGGGCAAUUGGUGAACCUGUACCGAAGUCUGCGUCUGUACCCUCCCCGCCACCCGCGGCCGACCUUCCAGCACGACCUUCCUCUGUUAGUCCUUCUCUUGCAAUACCAGCUCCACCACGUCCUGUACAUAUUACGAUACCUCCAGCAGCGAAGACGGCAGCGGCAGCGGCAUCAAUGUGGUCUUCCACUUGGGAUCCUCCCACAGUGGAUGGGUAUCAAAAUUGGGAAGUGGACGGCGCCGUCAUCCGCAGGUGGAAGAGCGGCCCGAAUAGAAUCGAUGUAUUUGCCAAGGACGCGGUGGAAACAAUCGGUUUGGUACGCAUAGACGUUGAUCGACUCACGACGUGCAGAUUCUGCCGCCGAAGAUACGAAUACUGUCGCUGCAGCAGAUAAGACAUUCGUGUUUCUGAGAUGCAUUUUCACGAGCAUAGCGAUCGGGAAGGCAAAAUUCUUACGGUGAAGCGGCUAGCAAUUUUGGACAUUUUGAGUCAGACAGUCUCGUGCUUGAACAAAUGAUACUUCUCAUUAUUCGGUCGGAAUAGCUGUGCCUUUCUCAUCUCCCAGACGCCAUAUCGCUGAUCGUCUCCGGGCCAAGCAAGCUGAUGCGACUACCAGUGGUCAAAGCCAAGCGGUGGUUGAGAGACGGAAGUGCAACUGAAGCAGUAUCACUUGGAGUGGUUCAAUCUGCUUGUCAACAUCUCCAAAGCCAGCCAGCCAUUCAUUCGAACCACUCUUGCAAAGUCGUACGUGGUGGUAUUUGCCACAGGUCAAAAACAUCCAUCAAACAAAGCGCAACACCAUGUGAACUCAUCAUCACAGCGCCUUCACACUCUGAAAGAAGGGAUUCGCCAACAACUUCUCAUUCCCCUUCACAAGUUCCCGCAUUUUCUGCACUUGUUCCUCCUUACUCAACCCUUCCGCCUCUUCCUUCCACUUGUACAAAACCUCUUUCAACAACCUACUCCCUUCUUCAACUUCCUCUUUCGCAGCUUUGCCAUUCAACUCCUCUUUCUCCUCCUUGUCGUCUUUCUUGGAGAAGUCUUCGAGUUCAUCGGCUUUCCGUUUCGCCAUGUUUACGACUUUUUGUGGGAAGCGGACGAGUUCGGCGACGUGGAUUCCGAAGGAUUGAUCGGAGAUUCCUGGGAUGACUUUAUAGAGGAGGGUUACUUCGCGGCGGCGGGUGGAUGUGCCGUUGUUUGUCAUGUCCGUGUCUUCAGCCUCGCCACUGAUAUGUGCGACGACGUGCAAGUUCUGGACUUGGGGGUACGUAUCGACCAAAGCAGUCAAUUCGUGGAAAUGUGUGGCGAACAUGGCGAAAGCUCCGAUUUCUUUGAUUAUGUGUUCGGAAAUUGCCCAUGCGAGACCAAAGCCGUCGUAAGUGGAAGUUCCUCGUCCGAG
Pseudocercospora fijiensis CIRAD86 is the source of this 3101-nucleotide messenger RNA. RefSeq lists its product as uncharacterized. Gene Ontology annotation, biological process: intracellular mRNA localization. Bases 138 to 1643 code for a protein of 501 amino acids. The transcript has 4 exons. The record is from RefSeq and is a predicted model, not a curated record. Lineage: Eukaryota; Fungi; Ascomycota; Dothideomycetes; Mycosphaerellales; Mycosphaerellaceae. Gene Ontology annotation, cellular component: endoplasmic reticulum; ribonucleoprotein complex; nuclear outer membrane-endoplasmic reticulum membrane network. Gene Ontology annotation, molecular function: mRNA binding.